AUGGAUUCUUCACCAACUAUGAAGCGCAAUGGACUUGGCAAUGUCAAGGACAUCCAUGUCAAAGAUUCGAUCACUGCAAACAUGUCGAACACCAUACGCGAAGAGGCGUCUCCCGAGCCCGUCCUCGACCCCGAGCUCUUGGAAUCCGAGAUGGAGCUCGUCACGUCUCUUGCUAAGCUUCAGAAAUUGGAAGAAAUGAUCCACCAACUCCGGACUUUACUUCCGGAGCGUCUUUUGGAGCCUCUGGCCCCCAUUGUGAAUCCCAAAGCUUCGACGGGAACUACGGUUCCAAACUCACCUCAAAAGCUGUUUCAGCAGCUCUCUCAAGCCGCACGUGCCGGCGUUAGUGAAGUCAGCGAGUUCCAGUCGUUGUGGCGCGGUAAAGACAUGAAGCCUGUCUGGGACCGCAUCGACACGCUGAUUUUUGAAAACGCCGGCCAGCUCCUCCAGUCAUCUGGAAUGUGGGAGGAAGAUUACGGUGCACUGUUCGAGGAGCUCACGAAACAAGACGCUGCCAGGAAAGAACAGGAGCAAAAAGUCAAGGAAGAGCUGGAGCGUUCGCAACUUCAGUCAGCGGAGGGAGGUUGGAAGGCCAUUGUCGACAGCUUCGCGCAGAAGAACAUACCUGGAGUGCGCAUCUCAACUACCAAGAGUGAAUCUUCUUUCGCUAUCCUCCUUGCGAAGGCAGGAAUGUCCUUUAAGGUUCAUGCCAUCAAAGCUGCUCAAGAAUCUGAAAUUCCCGAAUGGCAGGUUUCCAGCAAGCAGAUAGCAGAGCCGCCUUCAAAGCUGGAAAGUGCUGUCUUGGAUUGCCUCAAUUCGCGUUCGAGAAAAUGGGAUCUUCUAUAUCUGCUCGAAAUGAUUUCGUCCUAUUCGAACAUGUUGCAAACAACCUGCAUCAAGUGCGGCAGUAUUACAGACAAAGCAGCGAAUCUCCCAGCAAUUCGCCGUCUCAAAGCAACCCAGCCGCCCAACGGGCCUGAACCCGUAUUCGACGCCUACCACGCUACUUGUAUUUAA
Molecule: messenger RNA, 1017 nt
Organism: Aspergillus calidoustus
Lineage: Eukaryota; Fungi; Ascomycota; Eurotiomycetes; Eurotiales; Aspergillaceae
Source: the annotation of a GenBank genome assembly